AUUUCUCUGUUCACAAUGAGGCAAUGGUCGUAAUAAUCAAUUGAUGCAUCAAAUGUCUACUAAGACUGAUUUCUUCAAGUCGUUUUGUAUCACAUCCAAGUAAUUUGACGUCAAGGGCUGCGUUUGAAGCUCUCCAGAUAUAGCGCGCCCGACUCCUCCUACCAACUUAUCUUCCAAGAAAGUUCACAUAUCUUGAGCUGGUGGCAUAUCUGGGCCAGAUCCGAAUAUAGCCCAGCCCCGUGUCUAAAUUAAGUGUCCAGUAUGAACAGUGAGUGCUUCGGACUGGCCGAGAGGCUGGUGGACAGGACGUAUGUCCAGCAGGCGCACCAGGCCAAGCAGUCGCUGACCAAUCAGAUCAGGACCUUACUGGAACAUAGGAAGUGGCCGGAGGAGGGUUGGGACGAGGCGACCGUCGAGCUGGUGUUGCGUGAGCUGGCCCUGAUGGACAGUAACAACUUCCCCGGGAACUGUGGGGUGGGGGAGCGCGAGGCACGCGUGGCGUCUGGCCUGGUGGACAGGAGGCACUUCAGACUUGGUCAUGGUAUUGGCAGAUCAGGGGACAUCUCUGCCAUCCAGCCCAAGGCGGCUGGUUCCAGCCUACUCAACAGGCUGGCCAACAUAUUUGCUCUGGACGUCAUCAAACUGGCAGGGGUGAGGGCAGCAGCUGCAUGUGUGCUGGUUCCCAUGGCAACAGGGAUGGGCAUCGUCCUGUGUCUGCUGACUCUCCGACACCAGCGUCCGCAGGCCAAGUAUGUCCUCUGGCCACGGAUUGACCAGAAGUCCUGCUUUAAGGCCAUCAAAACUGCAGGUUUUGAGGCUGUUGUGAUAGAGAACAGGCUGGAGGGUGAUGAGCUGAGGACAGACCUGGCAGCUGUGGAGGACAAACUGCAGGAGUUAGGGGCAGAAAAUGUUCUCUGUGUAUACUCAACAACCAGCUGCUUUGCACCAAGGGUACCCGACAGAUUAGAGGAGCUUGCUGAGUUGUGUAAGAAGUAUGACGUACCUCAUGUGAUCAACAAUGCCUACGGUGUCCAGUCAUCCAAGUGUAUGCACCUUAUACAACAGGCCUGCAGGGUUGGGAGAGUUGAUGCUUUCAUCCAAAGCACUGAUAAGAACUUCAUGGUGCCGGUGGGCGGGUCCAUCAUAGCCGGACCUGACGAGAGAUUCAUCGCAGAGGUCAGCAAAAUGUACCCAGGACGGGCCUCUGCCUCUCCAUCCAUAGAUCUGUUCAUCACUCUGAUGUCACUGGGCAGGAGUGGCUACAAGAAGCUCCUGGCUGAGAGAAAGGAAAUGUUUCAGUACUUGUCAGCAGAACUGUCCAGGGUGGCAGAAGAGAAAGGAGAGAGGCUUCUUAAAACACCUCACAACCCAAUCUCCAUGGCCAUGUCGUUGUCAGGCAGUGCAGCAGGGCAUGUUGGGAAGGAUGUGACCCAGCUGGGAGCCAUGCUGUUCACCAGAUGUGUGUCAGGGACAAGAGUUGUAGCGCCUGGUUCAGACAAGGACAUUGCAGGUCACACGUUUAAGAACUUUGGGGCUCACCAUGACAACUACCCCUGUGCCUACCUGACUGCUGCUGCUGCGGUAGGAAUGACAAAAACAGAUGUGGACCUUUUCAUCAAGAGACUGGGCAAGGUCCUGGGGAAGGCUAAAAGUAGGAGUGAUGAGAGAGAAGCUGGUUGUGCUACUGCAGAUGAACAAGAGGACAGUGUUGAGUCACCAGCUGACACAUUGAACUGUUCAAAUGAAAGAUAAAAAGUUCCUAUAUCAUUCUGUACCUGUAAAAGUUGUUAGAGUGCCAUAGAACAUGCAUAUGGUCCACCUUUAGAAAUGCAUUGUUCAUAUUACCAGCUGAGUUUUCAUUCUAAGUAACAAGUUUAAUUGCUUAAUUGGUCCCAUCAAAAAUGACAAAAAAUUUUUAUGAUUUUAAUUGCCUAAAUACAAUUUCUGACUGAUUAUCAAACCAAUUCAUUACUUUUUGUUAUGAUCCU
This is a messenger RNA of Branchiostoma belcheri (Belcher's lancelet), 1988 nucleotides long. RefSeq names its product O-phosphoseryl-tRNA(Sec) selenium transferase-like. Bases 262 to 1752 code for a protein of 496 amino acids. Gene Ontology annotation, biological process: conversion of seryl-tRNAsec to selenocys-tRNAsec; selenocysteine incorporation. Gene Ontology annotation, molecular function: O-phosphoseryl-tRNA(Sec) selenium transferase activity; tRNA binding. The transcript is spliced from 11 exons. The record is from RefSeq and is a predicted model, not a curated record. Lineage: Eukaryota; Metazoa; Chordata; Leptocardii; Amphioxiformes; Branchiostomatidae.